UACGUCGCUCGCGUGAUCAUCAGUGCUACAUACUGCGCCUGCGCACGGAUUGAGGCCUUUUCCCCCCGCGGAGCGCUGCUGGGCCUGCUGGUCUGUGGCGAGCCGCGGACGCCGGUCUCUGUUCCGCAGGAUGGGGUUUGUUAAAGUUGUCAAGAAUAAGGCUUACUUCAAGAGAUACCAAGUGAAAUUUAGAAGAAGACGAGAGGGUAAAACUGAUUACUAUGCCCGGAAACGCUUGGUAAUUCAGGAUAAAAAUAAGUACAACACACCUAAAUACAGGAUGAUAGUUCGCGUAACCAACAGAGAUAUCAUUUGUCAGAUUGCUUAUGCCCGUAUAGAAGGAGACAUGAUAGUUUGUGCAGCGUAUGCUCAUGAACUCCCAAAGUAUGGUGUGAAGGUUGGCCUGACAAAUUAUGCUGCAGCAUAUUGUACUGGCCUGCUGCUGGCCCGCAGGCUUCUCAAUAGGUUUGGCAUGGAUAAGAUCUAUGAAGGCCAAGUAGAAGUGACUGGAGAUGAAUACAAUGUGGAAAGCAUUGAUGGUCAACCUGGUGCCUUCACCUGCUAUUUGGAUGCAGGUCUUGCCAGAACUACUACUGGAAAUAAAGUUUUUGGGGCCCUCAAGGGAGCUGUGGAUGGAGGCUUGUCUAUUCCUCACAGUACCAAACGAUUCCCUGGUUAUGAUUCAGAAAGCAAGGAAUUCAAUGCAGAAGUACAUCGGAAGCACAUCAUGGGUCAAAAUGUUGCAGAUUAUAUGCGUUACCUAAUGGAAGAAGAUGAAGAUGCUUACAAAAAACAGUUCUCUCAAUACAUAAAGAACAACGUUACUCCAGACAUGAUGGAGGAGAUGUAUAAGAAAGCUCAUGCUGCUAUUCGAGAGAAUCCAGUCUAUGAGAAGAAGCCUAAGAAAGAAGUCAAAAAGAAGAGGUGGAACCGUCCGAAAAUGUCUCUUGCCCAGAAGAAAGAUCGGGUAGCUCAGAAGAAGGCAAGCUUCCUUAGAGCUCAGGAGCGGGCUGCUGAGAGCUAAUAAACCAAACCACAAUUUUCUAUGAAGAUUUUUCAGAUAAAGACAAUAAUAAACUUAUUCACCAAGCAGCA
This is a messenger RNA of Felis catus (domestic cat), 1095 nucleotides long. It is a transcript of the gene RPL5, whose product is annotated as ribosomal protein L5. The record is from RefSeq and is a predicted model, not a curated record. NCBI's taxonomy places the organism in Eukaryota, Metazoa, Chordata, Mammalia, Carnivora, Felidae. The transcript has 8 exons. Gene Ontology annotation, biological process: ribosomal large subunit assembly; translation. Gene Ontology annotation, cellular component: ribosome; cytosolic large ribosomal subunit. Gene Ontology annotation, molecular function: 5S rRNA binding; structural constituent of ribosome. The coding region runs from base 131 to 1024 and encodes 297 amino acids.